Molecule: messenger RNA, 1065 nt
Organism: Histoplasma mississippiense
Lineage: Eukaryota; Fungi; Ascomycota; Eurotiomycetes; Onygenales; Ajellomycetaceae
Product: fructose-1,6-bisphosphatase
Exons: 2
Coding region: 1-1065 (354 amino acids)
Biological process (GO): gluconeogenesis; fructose metabolic process; fructose 6-phosphate metabolic process
Cellular component (GO): cytoplasm; cytosol
Molecular function (GO): fructose 1,6-bisphosphate 1-phosphatase activity
Source: RefSeq, a predicted model, not a curated record
AUGGUCGCUGCAAACGGCUCCUCUAAUCCGCCCGUGGGCCAGGAAAAGAUCAACACCGACAUCAUCUCUCUCACACGCUUCCUGACAGAGGAGCAAUCGAAACACCCUGAAGCAACGGGCGACUUCACCCUUCUUUGCCAUGCGCUCCAGUUCUCCUUCAAAUCCAUCUCGUACUACAUCCGACGCGCCACUUUGAUCAACCUUACCGGCCUAGCAGGUUCCUCUAAUACUACCGGUGACGACCAGAAGAAACUGGACGUCAUCGGAAAUGACUUGUUCAUCGCGGCCAUGCGCGGAUCAGGCAAGUGCCGCAUCCUUGUCUCCGAAGAGGAGGAGGAAGCCAUCAUUUUCAACGAGAGCCCCGAUGCGCGAUAUGCUGUUGUCUGCGACCCGAUUGAUGGCUCCUCUAACCUCGACGCGGGUGUGUCCGUCGGUACCAUUUUCGGCAUCUUCAAGCUCCCAGACGAGGUUCUGGGCCCCAACAACACCGUCACGGCCAAGGAUGUCCUCCGUCCCGGCACUGAACUCGUCGCCUCCGGCUUCACCAUGUACGGCGCCUCGGCUCAGCUUGUCAUUACCAUGAAGGGCGGCACGGUCAAUGGCUUCACAAUGGAUGCCUCUCUGGGCGAGUUCAUCCUGACUCACCCCAACAUGCGUCUCCCCGCCAAGCGCGCGAUCUACAGUGUCAAUGAAGGAAACUCCUUGUACUGGGAUGAUUGGGUGCUCGAGUACUUCAAGGACCUGAAAUACCCGGCUGACGGCAAACCGUACAGUUCCCGAUACAUCGGCAGCAUGGUUGCUGAUGCGUACCGGACACUGCUGUACGGAGGAGUCUUUGCAUACCCCGCCGACAAGAAGAGUCCCAAGGGCAAACUGCGCAUCCUGUACGAAUGUGCGCCUAUGGCCUUGGUGUUUGAGAACGCGGGAGGCCAGGCGCUUAAUUCGAAGAUGGAAAGAUUGCUUUCCCUCUCCCCAGAGCAUAUCCAUGACCGCAGUGGCGUCUUCUUGGGCAGCUACGACGAAAUUGAGAAGGUGAAGGCGUUCCAUCAGAAGUAUGCCAAAUAA